GCCAUCUCACGGAUUAAUUUGAUCUGUCAAGGUGAUAGGGGACACUGUUUCCCUUGUUUGCUUUCUUAUUGGGGAAGAAAGCGUAAUGGUUAUGGUCCUAUCAGAGAUUUGACGUAAUUUGGCCAGUCUUCGCCAUGGAUAUCGGCCACGAAGAAAGUCGUUUACCUCUUUUGAACGAUUCACCAUCAAAUACAACCGUUGCUGCCAUAUUCUGUUCGCGGAAUCCACUGAAAAAUUCUGACGAAAUUGCUACAUCUCCAACACAAUGUUGCGUCCAACACGAGCUCAAAUCUAGCACUAAACAGUCGUCUUCCGUUUCCGAAAACCUUUGCAUUGAUGAUCUCAAAAAACUACAAGAAUGGCUUCUUGUGCAAAUCUACAACACUUCCAACACUCUAGUUGGAUUGCUUCAAGAAAGACAGCAGCUGAGUGAAGAAGCACAUGUUCGAUUAAUUAGCAUAGAGCAACUACACAGGCUUCUUGAGGCCAGGUGUUUUUAUCGUGGUCUUUCCACUGGACUAUUUUCUUAAUAUUUUACACUUCCUUUGUCUGGUGAUAUUCAAGUCUUCUGCUUAAUUAUUGAUUAUUGUGUACAUUUACGUAAAAUGUCUUGUAACUUUCAACAAUAUUUGAACCAAAGCUUGUCAAUUGUCAAUCAUUUAAGAGAAAUAAACAACUAGUCAGUAACAUU
Messenger RNA from Daphnia carinata, 691 nucleotides. RefSeq lists its product as uncharacterized. The transcript has 2 exons. Bases 135 to 530 code for a protein of 131 amino acids. The record is from RefSeq and is a predicted model, not a curated record. Lineage: Eukaryota; Metazoa; Arthropoda; Branchiopoda; Diplostraca; Daphniidae.